This is a messenger RNA of Sorghum bicolor (sorghum), 966 nucleotides long. RefSeq names its product E3 ubiquitin-protein ligase EL5. The record is from RefSeq and is a predicted model, not a curated record. The coding region runs from base 68 to 682 and encodes 204 amino acids. The transcript has a single exon. Lineage: Eukaryota; Viridiplantae; Streptophyta; Magnoliopsida; Poales; Poaceae.
AAGAAGCUUUUGGCUUUGGGGCGCGCGUGGCGUGGAGCUUCAUCAUCAUAUAAGAGGCCGCAGACGGAUGGGACAGAGAGAAGGAGAGAGCCGUGCACGCCAGUCGUCGGUGCCGGCGGCCAUGACCAAGGACACCGUGCUGAUCGCCGCCUCCGUGGCCGCGCUGGUCGUGUUCUCGGCCGCCACGUUCCUGUGCUCCUGGCGGCGGCGGAGGAGGCGCGCGCAGUCGGCGUCCCAGCGGCGCGACGCGGCGGGCGACGACGUGGAGCUCGGCCAUGGCCGCGGCGGCGCGGCGGCAGGCGGGAUUGACGAGGCUGUGUUGGCUGCGUACCCGACGCUGCUGUACUCUUCGUCGUCAUCGGAGAAGGAGAAGGACGACGAGGAGGCGGCGGCGCGCGACGGCGCCCGCGGAGAACCGGAGGAAGAGGAGGCAGCGGCAGGUGGGGCCGGGUCCGACGCGGCGCGGUGCGCGGUGUGCCUGGCGGACUACGUGGACGGCGACGAGCUCAGGCGGCUGCCUGGAUGCCGGCACGCGUUCCACCGCGGGUGCGUCGACCAGUGGCUGCGCCGGAGGCCGACGUGCCCGGUCUGCCGCGCGCCUCCGCCUUCGCCGCCGCUGGCGGCGGCGGCCAAGGGAGCAGCAGCCGGCAGCCCUGCUGCUGAGGUUGCCGGCUCGUCGUGAGGUCGCGAGGCCCGCGGCCGGCGGCGCGUGGGGUGAGACGAUGGGUCAGAGAAACACGUCGCGGUGACCGUCUCGCGUACGUAGUACGUCGCCGGCGUGAAGCGUAGGAGGUUGCGCAAUGCAGCACCGGACCGGAAUCGGAGUGUAGACGACCGAGGAGAGCGGCGGAAUUAUUAAGCGCUUGACAAAUUGUAUUUAUUGGUUUUAAAUUUCUCCUCUUCCUUGUACAUAUAAUAAGCCUUAUUCAGUUUCUAAAAUUUUGGGUUUUUAGGCACUGUAGCACU